Molecule: messenger RNA, 318 nt
Organism: Necator americanus (New World hookworm)
Lineage: Eukaryota; Metazoa; Nematoda; Chromadorea; Rhabditida; Ancylostomatidae
Exons: 1
Coding region: 1-318 (105 amino acids)
Source: RefSeq, a predicted model, not a curated record
AUGUCCCGUCUUCGCGACCCAGCGGAAUAUGUAUCGAAAGCAAAACAUAGAUGGGCGGGUCACAUCGUGAGAAGAAUCGACGAUAGAUGGACUAAAAUAACGCUAGAGUGGAUCCCAAGAGAUGCUAAACGUCCUCGAGGGAGACCGCCAACGAGAUGGAGUGACGUGUUUGCUACACGGAUGGACCAGCUGAGAGCUCAGCUGGAUAUGGCUCAAGGACCUCGUCGACGUCACUCACGAAGCUUGAGAACAUCUUGGAUGACAACGGCGAGGGAACGAAACGAGUGGAAGAGAUGCUGGGGCCCGCACGUUCAGUGA